UACUGUUAUUGAAAUUUAUUGACCGUCGGAAUCUUCUAAUUCCAAUAAUUAAAAGUAUAUGGCGCUCGUUUUUAACGUUUAACCACAUUAUUACCAAAAUGUUGCAACCGUGAUCGAGUGUAGUGUUUUCGUUUCAUCUCGUGUAAAAAAUCGAGGGCUUACUAUGUUCGAAAGGCAAAACGGUGAAAAAUGCGAAAUGAUGUUCUUACACAAACUAGCGAUUCUCAUCGUCAGCGCUCUGCUGAUAUACGACUACUAUAACAGCUCUACGCCUAUAGAAAUACGCAUUCAGAACCCACAGUUCGCUUUACUAGGCCCAUACAAUACUACAGAACCAAACCUGACUGUAGAUGAUCUGUAUGAUCAACUUAUUGAUUUAAAUUUCUCUUUCAAAGUGAAUCCUCAGCCUUGUCAAAACUACGCCGCUGGCCUACUACUGGUCAUAAUAAUAUCAUCGAAUCCGAGUAACUAUGAUAACAGAAUGGUUAUUCGAAAUACUUGGGGUCGUUCCGUAGAUUCGACUAAAGUGGUGUUUUUAAUGGGAGAGUCAGAGAAUGCGACUAUAUCUCAAAAGAUUCAGAAUGAAUCGUCCAUAUUUGGGGAUAUUGUGCAAGGUAUUUUUACGGAUGCUUACCGUAAUAUGACUUAUAAGCACGUGAUGGGUUUAAAGUGGGUGUCUCAUCAUUGUCCGAUGGCGAAGUACAUUUUGAAGACGGAUGAUGAUGUUGUGGUGAACUCUCAUGCGCUGAGGCAGUUUUUGGCGAGGGAGCUGUCACCGUGGGGAGCGAAGGACUUGAUUACAUGUCAGGUGCUGGAGCAUGCAUUGGUGCAACGGUCACAUCGGUCCAAGUGGAGAGUGUCUCCGGCUGAGUAUAAGCCACAUUACUAUCCAACAUAUUGUGCAGGCUGGGCCAUCCUCUACUCUCAAGACGUAGUUCCCAGGCUUCUAAAGUCCGCCCAAUCCACUCCAUACUUCUGGAUCGAUGAUGUCCACGUCACCGGAGUGGUCGCCCAGCAGAUCGGUGUGGCUCGCACUCCGCUGGCCAGUCUGGUACUCUCUCGGAACCGGGCCACGAUGCUCACCUCGCUUGGAGCUGACUACGCUGGGAAGUUUCUGUUUGGACCGCCAGAUAUUAGUGUCAGUAAGAUCUCACAGAUAUGGAAAGCUAUUCCGGAAUAAUUUUUAAC
Messenger RNA from Leguminivora glycinivorella, 1188 nucleotides. Its product is annotated as beta-1,3-galactosyltransferase 5-like. Gene Ontology annotation, molecular function: hexosyltransferase activity. The record is from RefSeq and is a predicted model, not a curated record. Gene Ontology annotation, cellular component: membrane. Lineage: Eukaryota; Metazoa; Arthropoda; Insecta; Lepidoptera; Tortricidae.